Molecule: messenger RNA, 1077 nt
Organism: Prosopis cineraria
Lineage: Eukaryota; Viridiplantae; Streptophyta; Magnoliopsida; Fabales; Fabaceae
Product: epsin-3-like
Exons: 4
Coding region: 159-866 (235 amino acids)
Biological process (GO): endocytosis
Cellular component (GO): clathrin vesicle coat; plasma membrane; endosome
Molecular function (GO): phospholipid binding; clathrin binding
Source: RefSeq, a predicted model, not a curated record
CCUACUAUGCUAACUCUAUCAAAGAACACUGCAAAUAUGGAUUCUCCUCUCCUCCAUGAAAUCAAAAAGCAAGCUUCUUUCUUCUUCAAGGACAAGAUCAAAACUGCUAGGUUAAUAUUGACAGAUGUUACUCCAGUUGAACUGUGAGUUUUCAUUUAAUGACAGAAGAAGCUACUAGUGAAACUCCCUGGCCUCCAGAGACUCGUACCAUGGGAGUAAUAUCAAGAGCGGCCUUUGAAGUUGAUGAUUAUGAGAGAAUUGUGGAGAUUUUGCAUAAGAGGUUGCAGAAAUUUGAUAAAAGCAAAUGGAGAGUCUCAUACAAAGCUCUGAUUCUUCUGGAACAUCUUCUAACUCAUGGACCUCUAAGAGUAUCUGAGGAGUUUCAGUGUGAUGAAGACAUUAUCAAAGAGAUAGGACAAUUUCAGUACAUUGAUGACAGAGGGUUCAACUGGGGCAUGAGAGUUAGAAAAUUAUCAGAGAGAAUAACAAAGCUCCUGGAAAACAAUGAACUUUUAAGAGAGGAAAGAGCAAGAGCUCGAGAACUUUCUCGAGGUAUCGAAGGCUUUGGAAGCUUCAGCAAUCGUACUUCUGCCGUCAAUGGAAACUUCACUGCCUUGCCUUCUAAGAAAUAUAAAAAAUGUAAUUCUUACUGUGGUUUCCCUGAAAGUGAGGGAUAUGGUUUCGUGAGCUUAGACAAGAAACUAAGUAUUGCAGAUGGAAACUUGGAAAAGCAACAAGUUCACAAAAACAUGGACGAGAAACUCCUAAAGCAAGAAAACAAGGCAAAUUUCGGAGAAGACUUUAAGAUUGAUCAUCCCUUUGUAGAACAAGAGAACUUCACUCAGACAUCUUUGCUUUCUAUGUAACAUAUCAUGUGCAUGUAAAUAGUUUGGCGUAUGACUUGUGAUCCAUAGUUCUCAGCUCCUAAAUUAUAGCAAGUGGUUUUGGUGUAUGGCUUGUGAUCCAUACAGUUCCUAAAUUAUAGCAUGUAAGUAGUUUUGGUGUAUGACUUGUUAUCCAUAUUUCUCAAGUCGUCAUGGUUCAUAAUAAUAGGUAAAAGAAUCAAAUUUUUCUCUA